UGGGGUGACAUUGCUAAAGAGUUUUACUGGAAGAGUCAGCACACGGGACCCUUUCUGAAGUACAAUUUUGAUGUGACGAAGGGGAAGAUCUUCAUUGAGUGGAUGAAAGGGGCGACCACCAACAUCUGCUACAACCUGCUGGACAGAAAUGUCAAUGAGAAGAAACUUGGGGACAAAAUUGCUUUUUACUGGGAAGGGAAUGAACCUGGAGAUUCUGCAAAAAUCACAUACAGCGAGUUGCUGCACAAAGUCUGUCAGUUUGCCAAUGUCCUCCGCAGCCAAGGCGUGAAAAAAGGAGACCAAAUUUCCAUCUACAUGCCAAUGAUCCUGGAGCUGGUUGUAGCCAUGCUUGCCUGUGCCAGGAUUGGAGCUCUGCACUCCAUUGUGUUUGCAGGUUUCUCAGCAGACUCUCUUUGUGAGCGGAUUCUUGACUGUGGUUGUUCUCUCCUCAUCACGGCAGAUGCCUUUUAUCGAGGGGACAAGCUGAUCAACUUGAAGCAGAUUGCAGAUGAAGCCCUCCAGAAGUGUAAAGACAAGGGUUCUCCUUUGAAAAAGUGCAUCGUGGUGAAACACCUGGGAAGGGAAGAGAUAGUGGUGGAUGGAACAUGCAGCAAGUCUCCCCCUCUCAAAAGGCUGUGCCAGGAUGUACAGGAAAAAAAGACUGAGAGCUCACAGAGACUCCAUCCCAAGACCCCCUGGAACCCAGCCAUGGACAUGUGGUGGCAUGAGCUGGUGGGCAGUGCCAGCACGGAGUGUGAGCCUGAGUGGUGCGACUCGGAGGACGAACUCUUCAUCCUCUACACAAGUGGUUCCACUGGGAAACCCAAGGGUGUGCUGCAUACGGUGGGUGGAUACAUGCUUUUUGCUGCCACCUCAUUUAAAUACGUGUUUGAUUACCAACCUGAGGAUGUCUACUGGUGCACAGCCGACAUUGGAUGGAUAACGGGCCAUUCCUACCUCACUUACGGACCCUUGGCAAACGGGGCAACUAGUGUGUUAUUUGAAGGUGUCCCCACCUACCCAGACAUCGGGCGAAUGUGGAGCAUUGUCGACAAGUACAAGGUGACCAAGUUCUACACGGCACCCACAGCUAUCCGGCUGCUGAUGAAGCACGGGGAAGAGCCCGUCAGAAAGCACAGCAGGAAGUCUCUGAAGGUGCUGGGGAGCGUCGGGGAGCCCAUCAACCCUGAAGCCUGGCUGUGGUACUACCGCGUGGUGGGAGAAGAGAGGUGUCCCAUUGUGGACACGUUCUGGCAGACGGAGACAGGUGGCCACAUGCUGACACCCCUCCCUGCUGCCACUCCCAUGAAGCCAGGCUCUGCCACAUUUCCCUUCUUCGGUGUGGUCCCUGCCAUCUUGAACGAGUCGGGGGAAGAGCUGGAAGGAGAAGCAGAAGGCUACCUGGUAUUUAAGCAGCCCUGGCCAGGAAUAAUGCGCACACUGUAUGGAAACCACCAGCAAUUUGAAACCACAUACUUCAAGAAGUUCCCUGGGUACUAUGUGACAGGCGACGGUUGCAGGAGAGAUAAAGAUGGUUAUUACUGGAUCACAGGGCGAAUUGAUGACAUGUUGAAUGUUUCUGGCCACUUGCUGAGCACCGCAGAGGUGGAGUCGGCCUUGCUUGAGCACGCUGCCGUCUCGGAGGCUGCGGUGGUCAGCCACCCACACCCCCUGAAAGGCGAGUGCCUCUACUGCUUCGUGACCCUGAGAGAUGGCCACGAGUUCACCAAGAACCUGACGGAUGAGCUGAAAAAACAAGUACGAGAAAAAAUUGGACCGAUAGCAACGCCUGAUUACAUCCAGUAUGCCCCUAGCCUGCCCAAAACCCGCUCAGGAAAGAUUACCAGACGGAUAUUAAGGAAGAUUGCGAAAAAUGACCAAGAUGUGGGGGACAUCUCUACCUUGGCAAACCCGGGCAUCAUAAAACAUCUUUUCAACAGCAGAUGUGAUACUAAACAGUAGCAGCAUGACGUGUCCCUGCUGACCAGAACUGUAGCAGGAGCAAUGUCCUGAUGAGCAGGUCCCUUGAAUAACCGCUGUCCACUCUGGGAAGGAAACCUUCACCUGUUGAAUUGAAUGUAUGGACAUUAUGAACGAGGGAAAGGCUGGCUCUGGAGAGGCUGCGUCUCCCUAGCGUGUCCGUGCCUUGGAGGAGUGUGUGCAUCGUGUUUCAGAUGGGUAUCGUACGUCUGAGGUUCAGCCUUGUGCA
Messenger RNA from Cariama cristata (Red-legged seriema), 2209 nucleotides. RefSeq names its product acyl-CoA synthetase short-chain family member 2 (gene ACSS2). Gene Ontology annotation, molecular function: acetyl-CoA synthetase activity. Gene Ontology annotation, biological process: acetyl-CoA biosynthetic process. Gene Ontology annotation, cellular component: cytoplasm. Lineage: Eukaryota; Metazoa; Chordata; Aves; Cariamiformes; Cariamidae. The record is from RefSeq and is a predicted model, not a curated record. Bases 103 to 1962 code for a protein of 619 amino acids. The transcript has 18 exons.